UGCUGGAGACUGUUUUGGAGCACAUCCGAUUGCUGCUGCCACAAGGCCCAGCCCGCCAGCCACAAUGUACUGCCUUCAGUGGUUGCUACCUGUCCUGCUCAUACCCAAGCCCCUCAACCCAGCGUUGUGGUUCAGUCACUCAAUGUUCAUGGGCUUCUACCUGCUCAGUUUCCUUCUGGAACGGAAACCUUGCACGAUUUGUGCCUUGGUCUUCCUGGCAGCUCUAUUCCUCAUCUGCUACAGCUGCUGGGGGAACUGCUUCUUGUAUCACUGCACAGGAUCCCAGUUGCCAGAAUCAGCUCAUGAUCCCAGCAUAGUGGGCACCUAGAAAACAAUCUUCCAGUCUGCUGAGGGCUCUUACUUUGCUUUUAAAAAGGGGGUGGGCUAGGGAGGAGGGAGGGGGUGUUAGGCAUGUGACUGGAGUAAAAACAGCCUGUUUCCUGUAACUUUGUGUGGACUAGAGUGGUGAAUUCCUCCCACGCUGCCUGUGAAAUUCGACUUGUUUACUGUGUGAACUCUGGCAGCGCCACCUGCUUUUUUAGAAGCAGAAAUCUUUUUUUUUUUUCCUCCUUCCCGUAUCACUGGGAAUGGACACCAGCCCUCCUAGCUGAGAACUGGUGGAGGACCGAGUGGCUGGCCUCUGCCCAGCUGUUGCACGGUGGUGGAGUUGUGUGUCACUCACUUGUCUGCAUUAGGCCACGGUGGUCUAACUUAGGGCUCUCGACCCACUGAUUCUGCUCGAGUAGCUACAAGAUUCUCUCCAUCUUUCUCUUUGUGGGGAGCCAGCCUUCCCACCUUGCUGAUCAAGGGCAAGCUCGGCAGCUCACAGAUGCACUUGGCCAAAAGCUGCUGGAGCCAGAGGCAGUUGAGUCAUCUCCUCCUGCUCAGCCUGCCAAAGAGACGUGUGCACUGCCGAAGUGCUUUCUGAACUACUUAUACUCCAAGAUUAUAGCCUGAAAGCCUCAGUUAUGCUGCUGCUUUUAUGAAGCCUCACAGGUAGUAGCAACUGUCUCUUCCCCUCCUCCUAGGUUUCCAGGGUUUACCAAGGUAUUGACUGUUGGGAUAAAGAACCGGUAUGCUGCAAGAUGUGAGGUUUUGAAAGCCACUGUGAACCUCACCCUAUAAAACUCAUGCUAGCCCAAAAGGCUGGGUGUGGGCAGGGCGGGAGAGGAUCCCAAGGCGGAGGCAUGGCUUGGAGCAGUAAAUGCUUCAGCUAUUUUCAGUGAUAGUGUUUUUGGGCCAGGGGUGACAGAAGGUGCUGGUGCUACUGACUGGAAAGGGAGGAGGCUAGAGGAGCUGCCUCCCCUGGCAGAAGGAUGUCAAGAAGCCUAGUGGGUG
Messenger RNA from Fulmarus glacialis (Northern fulmar), 1338 nucleotides. RefSeq names its product bladder cancer associated protein (gene BLCAP). Lineage: Eukaryota; Metazoa; Chordata; Aves; Procellariiformes; Procellariidae. The record is from RefSeq and is a predicted model, not a curated record. The coding region runs from base 65 to 328 and encodes 87 amino acids. The transcript has a single exon.